CAAAUAUGUUUAGGUAGAACGCUUACGCCAAAUACUGACGAUCUCCCAGGACUGAUAAGAGUGCCUUGUAGUUCAUGCUUCUUAUGCUUAGUGUUUCCUACUUGUCAAUUGCUCCCUCCACUUCCGCUAUUAUAUGGAGUUGCCUAUAUGUGAGUAGUUUGUGGCAGGCAUAGCAGCUAUCCUUGGAAUUCGUCGUCAACGGGCAGUUACUGGAGUGGCGGGCGCGGCUAUAGAUGGGUUCGGCAUUUCUGCAACUGACCUCACACCAACACCUGGACGUCCUGGGCCGAGUGGAGCUGUCCACUACAAGAUACUAAUAGCUUCCGUGCUGGAAAGAGGCCCCAGCAGCAGCAAGGAAACGAGCGGUUUCGUUUUCGUUUGGCAGUUGAUUCUUGACUUCAGCCUGAGACGUUGAACCAAGCUUUUAGUAAAGUAAGGAAAUCAGCCUCUUACGGUUUGGCGGCGUUCGAAACGGCAAUCGCUAGCGCCUGAAAUGCAGGAAGUCAUGGAGUCACAGUAUUGGUGCGUCCGCGGGCAGCUCGUUUGCUAAGACGCCCUGCCGAUGUUUAAGAAUAUCUGGUGCUAGUUAUAUGGAUUCUGAGCCAUCGCUUUCGGUCAACCCAUCCAGCCGCAGACAGCAGCGUUAACGGAUCGACACGACAAGCCCGGACAAAAUGGGUGCAAUGGGUAAUAGCAGUGGCAGCAUCGAGGACACAGCUACGCCACUUGCUGCUCGUCCGCUCUUUGGGCCCCGAGGGCUUGCUAACGGCCUCCAAGACAACCGGGCCAUCACCGACCCCAGUUGUCACAUCUCCGCCGAAGGACAGCACCGCCUCUCCCGCACGCGCGCUGGAAGGAAGGCGUUUCCAGAAGCCAGCGCUACAAGCAGCACCGGAAGCAAUAACAAUCAUGCCGAUGUUGAGCACGAUGCCGACAGUGGAUCAUGGCCAGGAUUAACGCCGCCCGCUGUUGUUGCAGCGGAAGCAGCUGCAAACCUACCAGCAACUAUGCCAUUCGCAUGCGGGGUCCAAAGGGUGGCCACGAGCCCACGACUGCCGUAUAAUGCACGGCUGGUCUCUGGCCACUCCGUUUGGGCCUAUCCCAACUCCUACUGGCACCCUGCGAACAUGUACCAGUAUAAGCCCUACGGCCAUACACUUGCUGGCACCGAGUACUGCGGCAUAGAUAUCGAACCAGUGCGAGUUGCACGGCGACAAGACCGCUACAGUCCGUACUCUGCACGACCACAUCUGCGCUUUGCGAUCGCAGCUGGCACUGGGGCCAAACCGUCAUCAGCGGUAGCAGCCCCACACACCAUCCCGCCUCAUUACUGCUACUACCGGCAGCCCCAAACAUUAUCACCGCCGCCGCCACCCUCACCGUUGCCACCCUCGCCAACACCACAUAUGUCGUCGGCAUCCGCGAUCCAGUACCGACCGGCAACAGCACCGCUGCUGCAGCUGCAGCCACUGCACACACAGCAGCUAACGCCGGUAUAUCAUGCACCGGGCAGACGAGAAGGAGGGGCGCCAGCAGGAACAGCAACAGCAGGAGCCCCAGCCGCCCGAUCAUCACCAACACCCGCAGUUCAGCCGCCGUGGCUACAGCAGCGGCGACCGGUAAUUCCUCUGCAGUACAAUUUGCAGCAGCAUCAACAACAUGGCUUUAGGCGAAGGCCAACUUGCCCGCUGCUGCCGUACCCUCAGUAUCCUUGCCACAAUCACUUUGUCGUACGGUACAGCUCACGGGCUGCAGCUUCUUACGCUCCCGCUCCUUCCCCCGCUCCUGGUCAUGCUUCUUGAGUCUCACAAAAUGGGAUACAGCAAUAGCAGCAACUGGAAGCAUCAAGUAGGCCCGCGGUACGGCAAUCAUAUGACGGCGUUAAGGUCGUACGGCAGCAUGUAAUGGACUAUAUGGAUGGCGAUUUAUUUUGAUGGCAGGAGCCGCGCGCUAGAGCUAGUGCUAAGGAAAACGGGUGCAGUAUAAUGCAUCGUUUCGCACAAGUACUAGCGGAAGGUAAUUAAGACAAGUAAUGCGUCUAGGAUCUGGUGCUUACAGCAUAUGUGCCGCAUGUGGGAGGAAGUGUGCAUAAUCCACAGCAUGUAAGGCAGCAAGGUGAUUAAGCGGCUGAGUGACAGAACACUUCUGCAGCUGCUGGGGCUGUGUGCUAGCUUAUGAGGUUUGUUUACCUUGAGGACUGGUUUGCUAUUACCAGUGUGACUUAGAUGGCUAACGGCGGGGUGCUGUGGAUGGCUAGCCUUAAUUACCUUGCCUAAAUACUCAAUUGUUUUCAGGUGGGAUGGCCAACUUACCAGUCCUUGUUGGGUUAAUGCCAGUUCUGUAGUGGUUGUUUUUCACGUACGCUUGGCAUGCGCUAUGGUGCUUUCUACCUCUGACGCAGCGCUUUCAACGAAGUUGGUUGGCCUUAUCAACUAUCUAGUAUGUGUGGGACUGCUACGGGAUGCUGUGGGUACGUCGCUGGAUGACAGCAGGCGAUGUUUGGCUUGCUGCUGGAUAGGUCUGCUGGAAGGGAUUGCCACCACGUGUCGUAAUCUAACCUUUAUCCUAAUCAGGCGCAGUGGUGCAUGGGCCUUACACUGAUGGCAGUGGAUGCCGCUAUGGAUUUUGCAAACAGUGAUUGUGGGGUUUGGCUACAACUAGAAAACUUUGGGGGCUCGCAUGGGGGUGUGAAGACCACGUGGUCUAUCGGCAUAUAUGUGACAGCAUCUGUGCGCUGUGGAAGUAGUGAUGCGUGGGGCUGGGCAGAGCUGGCAGAGCAAUGGAUGGAAGGACCUUGGAGCGCAGGGCGGAGGAGGAGGGGCUUACAGGUUCUGCGUCCGCGGCUGUUGGGGGAGUGCUGUGCUUAUCUUCGGGCCUUGACUGCCAUGUUUUCAGACGUGAACAAUAACAAUAUUGGCUUCGUUUUCCAGGAGAAAACACAGGUAGUGAGCCCGUUCCUACACUGCAUGGGCGGCUCACGAAAGUAUUUUCUUCUUCGUCGUCGGUGUGCCCAGCGGCUGUGUCCCUUGGCGGAUUCCGUGCCCAGUCUGCUAAUGCUUAUUGUGCUAAUGACUUGCGUUCGUUGCUCGCUUGGCCCCCCUGCCUUAGUCCGAUCCGCGCGUUUGUUGGUGCAUUGCCCUUGCCGGUGGCUUGGGGGAUACGGAGCAUGUGCGUUUCAGGAAUUAGCCACGCACGUAUGUUUGUUCACAUAACUGUGCGCAUAGCACACUAGGAACACGACGGCAGCGGACGUAGAGGUUCCUUAUUGACGAAAGACGACGGCAUGGAGAGUAAGCAACAUGUGGGAUCUGAGGAGGAGAAGAGUGUGAAAGGCAAGAUAUUUCUCAUGUGUUGGGGACCGGGGUAUGUAUUGUUCCGGGCUGGCAGAAGCAGAUGUGCUUUCCAUUGUUUAAAGGGAAGGCCUGCACACACGCGGUAACCCACGUAUGUGCGCGUGAAUGUGGGUAUGUUGGUUUUCGCUUCUUAUCUUGGUGCUCCGAAUGCAUGCGCACACGCAGACGGCCAGUUUUCUUCUGCACACGCAGACGGCGCCAGCAACGCCCUGUGGUGGCGUCCAAGGGAAUGUUUCUGCGUGUGUUGCUGUGGCUGUCGUGCAUGCACGUGGUAGCUUAGCAGCUGUCGCCUUGAGGCUUCUUCCAAAAGUGGUGCCGCUGUGUCGGAUGAACGCUUGCUUGCUACGGUAUUUAUACCUGCCAGUCUGCUUACCCUUGCCUGCUAACUAUGUGCACCCAGGCGUGCAUAGAGACAUAGGUAUUAAAUACCGUGGAAGAUUUUUUGUGAGACUUGUGUGCACGUCAACACGUGCACUUGCUUUUGCGUACCUUUGCACUAGAACAUUUUUGUGUGGUAUGAGCAAUGGACAAAGGUGCUUGGACGAGGCAAGCACGAAGGAGGAGCGUAGGUUGCGGAGGAGGGACGACAGCACGAAGGUUGCAUGGCUGGAGGAGCUGAUCCGCAUGCCUACCUAGUUGUUUCUCUUUGCGGCAUGCAAUGCAGGAAUUGUCUGUAGGAUGCUGGCGGGUGUUGCACGUUGUGGUCCUGCCGCUGUACUUACAAACAAUGGCUACACCCUUUCCGUUACAGGGGCCCCGUGUCCCGUACGUUGCGCCGUUAUGUGUUGAUCCUUUCAGCGUUACUUUCGAUACCUUUAUGUUGCGUUUUUGCGCCUAUGCUGUUCAGUGUUACCCCGGCUAGGACUUCGUGCCCCGUGUCCCGUUUAAUGCUCCUUUUGGACAGGUUUGAGGAGGUUUUGGGGACGACCCAGUGCUACUUUGCCGGUUGUUGGCAAGAACUUAAGCACGGUUUUGGUAGGCGCCUCCCUCCCUCAAAAGACAGUGAGGCAACGUCUGCGUGCUCGUGUUCUUAUCAUCAGAGUUGGGAGCUCUGAGCUGGGUUAGAACUAAAACGUGCCGGACUGUAUUGCUUAUGUCGAUGAUAAUUGUCGUACGAAGUCUAACAAAGCCGUACUCUUAAUUUUGGUCUGUUCCUUCUUUGGACCCAGAGCAGGCUGGUAUUCAAAGUUUUUUGGACAUCGUAUUAUUACUAACACUGCCUGUCUUCCACCUUAUUCGGCAGGUGGCGCAUCCGCUACCUGUUCCUCCCCUCUUAGAGCGUGAUUUGUGUCCUAGUGCCUGCACUUGCUUAUUGCGAGAGCCGAGGUAGGACAGUCUUCAUUCUGUUUCCAGUGCACUGGGCGUUGUACGGCAUGGUAAUUAACGGAUGUUAUGAGUGUUACCGCGGUCGCCAGGGACAGCCCAUUGACCUGCAUGCGGGCGAGCUCUAACCAAGGUUUCAUGAGUGUGAUGAAGCGUGUGCCAAUAGUGCGGUCCAGCUUUCCCAUCAAAGUGCUGGUAACAAGUAGCGGCUUGUAAAAUUGGAU
Molecule: messenger RNA, 4900 nt
Organism: Astrephomene gubernaculifera
Lineage: Eukaryota; Viridiplantae; Chlorophyta; Chlorophyceae; Chlamydomonadales; Astrephomenaceae
Source: the annotation of a GenBank genome assembly